AGUUCAAAAUUAAAUUUUGCCCGUUACAGAUUCCUCAAAAAAAAAAAUAUAAAUAAAAAAAAACCAAAUCCGCAAAAAAUUAAAUUUAUCACGAACGAAAAAAAAAUAAAGAAUGCGAAUAAUUUUAGAAGAACAUCCCCAUUUAUUGGAUCCAUCAGAACUUCUUCGUCCGGAACCGCUUUUUGCUGACAAAGAAUUAUCCAAAUUCCGUGAUUAUUCGGUGGAUGAAAAUGAUCCGAUAAAAGAGCGUGUUCGCCGGACUUACCGCCUCAUGCAUAAAAAUCAAACGGUGGACUUUGUGAAGAGUCGACAUGAUGAAUGGCUCUCAUUUGAUCAUUGGGAAGGCACAAUUCGCGAAGGUCUCGAAAAACUCAAUGAACUCGUCGACGAAUCCGAUCCCGAUAUCGACUUACCGAACAUAAUCCAUGCAUUCCAAGCGGCAGAACGUGCACGAGACGAAUUUCCCGAAUUAGAUUGGCUCCAUUUGACAGCUUUAAUUCACGAUUUGGGCAAAAUUAUGGCAUUUUACGGCGAGGAACAAUGGUCUGUGGUAGGAGAUACAUUCCCGGUUGGUUGCUUGUGGUCCGACAACAUCGUGUACCGGAACGAUAGCUUCGAUGGCAACGACGACGGAGAAAAUCCAAAAUAUAAUACAAAAUACGGGAUGUACGAGCCAAACUGCGGCAUACAAAAUUUAAUUAUGUCUUGGGGUCACGACGAAUACAUGUACAGAGUUUUAAAGCACAAUAAAUCAACGUUGCCAGAUAUCGCCUGCAACAUUAUACGUUAUCACUCCUUCUAUCCGUGGCAUUCGUCGGGCGACUACCAGCACUUUUCCGCACCUGAGGACGAAGAAAUUAAAAAAUGGGUGUUGAUUUUUAAUCGCUACGACUUGUACACGAAGAGUGCAAAGGUGCCAAAUAUUGAUGAACUAUGGCCUUAUUAUCAAAGUUUAAUUGACAAAUAUUGUCCGGGAAUCAUCAAAUUUUAAAAACACACACAACUCUCUCGUGUGUUAUUUAAUACUGUUGACUAUAUUUAAGCUUUUUUAACUUUAUGGACUACGACGACAUGUUCGGGUGAUGUUAUUAAUGUGUAAAAUUAAAUAAAAUAAAAUAAAAUGAAGACUUGAACAAACAUUAAUUUUGUUGGAAAAUUAAAACAAUGCAGAGCUAAAUUAAAAAUUUGAUCUCUGAAGAGAAUUUUGGGGACGACUAUUUUUUUGUGUGUUUGUUUUCUAUCUCUCGAUGGGUUUUCAGUUCAUUCAUUCAUUAAAUUGAAUUUUGGAUUUGAAGUUUUUUUUGGUGUGUGUG
Messenger RNA from Culicoides brevitarsis, 1313 nucleotides. Its product is annotated as inositol oxygenase. The record is from RefSeq and is a predicted model, not a curated record. The transcript is spliced from 4 exons. Gene Ontology annotation, biological process: inositol catabolic process. Lineage: Eukaryota; Metazoa; Arthropoda; Insecta; Diptera; Ceratopogonidae. Gene Ontology annotation, molecular function: iron ion binding; inositol oxygenase activity. Bases 113 to 991 code for a protein of 292 amino acids. Gene Ontology annotation, cellular component: cytoplasm.